Messenger RNA from Branchiostoma floridae (Florida lancelet), 651 nucleotides. Its product is annotated as actin-related protein 2/3 complex subunit 5-C-like. Gene Ontology annotation, biological process: Arp2/3 complex-mediated actin nucleation; regulation of actin filament polymerization; cell migration. Lineage: Eukaryota; Metazoa; Chordata; Leptocardii; Amphioxiformes; Branchiostomatidae. Gene Ontology annotation, cellular component: cytoplasm; Arp2/3 protein complex; actin cytoskeleton. The record is from RefSeq and is a predicted model, not a curated record. Gene Ontology annotation, molecular function: actin filament binding. The transcript has 4 exons. The coding region runs from base 124 to 579 and encodes 151 amino acids.
GUAGAACGGGAUUGAAAACGAGGCUCCACUUCCGCCAUCCUAGAAAAAAACUGGGAGGUGCAUGGUUCACACUUCUGAACUUUGGCAAGUUUCCGAAGGUUUGUCCUCAUUUUAUCUUAAGACAUGUCGAAGAACACGGGAGCAUCGAGGUUUAGGAAGGUCGACGUCGACGAGUUCGACGAAAACAAAUACGUAGAAGACGUAGACGAGACGCCAACAGGCACCGGACCGAACGAACAGGAAGUGAACAGCCUACUUCAGCAAGGUGAGAAUGUCGAAGCAUUAAAAAGAGUGCUGUCUAACCCACCAACUGGAGGCAAGAACCAGGCAGAAAAGGACCAAGCAGGCCGUCUGGUUCUGAGGGUCCUUUUGACCUUUAAGAAGUCUGAAGUGGAUAAAGGCAUCAAGGCACUAGACAGCCAACAGCUGGACCUCCUGAUGAAGUAUAUCUACAGAGGCUUCGCGAACCCAGCAGACGACAGUAGCAGUAGUGCACUUCUGAUCUGGCAUGAAAAGGCAUAUGCAGUUGGAGGACUUGGCUCAAUAGUGCGUGUGUUGACUGACAGGAAAACAGUAUGAUGCACCAGGAUCCCACCAAUCAUCACAUCACAUCUUCCACUCGAUAAUAAUGUCUUUUAGUCAUGGCAUCCA